GAGAAAAAGAGAAGGACGAAGGAGACGGUGAGAAGAGAAGAGAAAGGAGGAAGAUCCUACGUGUCUCCCCCCACCAGAGGUAGGUGGUCCACGGAACCGCCUCCGCGGAGACGGUCUGCCAUCCGCCCGGGCGGUUUCGGUGCGUGUGCCAGACGUACGCUCGUCUCGUCUCGCCUCGGCCUCGGCCUCUUCCAAUCCGUGGACCAACCUGUGCGGCUGCUGCGGACGGCUGCUUCCUUCGCCUCCCUGAAUCCGUCGUCGGGUCCAUCGUCGCGUCUCUCCUCUCGGCCGAUCAGUCGGCCAUCAGAGUUUACCUGAUUCGCCAGCGCGGUCGCGUCUCGCCGGACACCAACCGGGUCGAGUUGUCCGUUCGAUGUCGCGAGAUCGUAGUAGAGAUCGGAUUAGGGACGACACGGCGUCUCAGCUUACAUUGGCUUCCCGUCUGUGAUAACCGAAGGAGAGAAGGAGAACCGCGACCGGUGGUGGUCGCGAGAGAGAGAGAGAGAGAGAGAGAGAGACGCCGUGGAUUUAAUUAUGGCGCGGCGACUCAAUGAUCCCGAGGUCGGCCAGGACGAAUCGUCUCCUGCUCGAAACAACGCGUGACCUACCACUCAUUAUUGAGCUUUGAAUGCGAGAAGAACGCAGACUAAUCCUCGAGAAAGGAUCCAUUGACGAGAGAUAAACCUAGGAGCCACAGCUCGAGGAAGAGAUUCCCAAAGAGAGAGAGAGAGAGAGAGAGAGAGAGAGAGAGAGAGAGAGAGAGAGAGAGAGAGAGAGAGAGAGAGAGAGAGAGAGAUAUUAGUGCGUCCCUCUCCUCUCCUCUCAAUGCGUCGAUGAUUUCCCAGUCUAAUGUUUCCCGGAGCCGAUAACGAAGUGAAUCUCUGAGUGAUCUACGAGUUCGCGGGAAUCGGGGUUUAAUCAAUCGGGAUAAAGAAUAUAUAUUCGAUUGCGGAUAAGGGUCGCGCGGGGUCGACUAAGUAGCCAUAAAGAAGAUUCGGCGACCUAUCCGACCCGAAUAAAUCGCGCCCUGAUAACCCUCGAUUAAUUAUCGAGCCUCUCUCUCGCUUCCUGCUCACGACGGAGAUUCUCUUACCGAGAAUCCCCCUUAUCUGCGACAGAUAUCCGAGAUGCAUCUUACAUCCCAUGCCAUUUGAUCUGCCGAUGAUUAUUUGAGUGAUUAUUUUUGACGUUCGCGUGUCUGGAAAGGGAGAGACAGAAAGAGAAAGAGAGAAAAAGAGCUUUCGAGUUUGCGAAUCAUCUAUGAAAGUUUUCGGUGAUUGUGGGCGCACAUCAAUCACUGUGAAAGUGUCUUUCGCGUUUAACGGAGAUAAAAAUGGAGGCCCAUCACAAUAACAACGGCUUGUCGUCGUUGGAGAGUUCCAAAACCGGCUCUUCCAGCAACGAGCAUGGCAGCAACAAUCCCUUGGACGAUGCUGUGGGCAAGCUACUGCAAGGGUACGAUUGGACACUACUUCCGGUGACUUCGCGCGCCGGCGGACGAAGAAGCGCCCACGUGAAGCGUCCGAUGAACGCCUUCAUGGUGUGGGCGCAGGCGGCAAGACGAAGACUGGCCGACCAGUAUCCGCAAUUGCAUAAUGCCGAGCUGUCGAAGACGUUGGGAAAACUAUGGAGGAUUCUGAGCGACGGCGAGAAACAACCGUUCAUCGAGGAGGCCGAGAGGCUGCGGAACGCGCACAAGAAGCAGCAUCCGCACUACAAGUACCAACCUCGUCGGAGGAAGCCAAAGUCGGACGAUCAGAUGGGCAUCAUUGUGCACAGGGGCGGCCUUCCGUCGCCGGGGACUUCUCUCGACUCCUCGGCCGGCUCUUCGGACUGCACCUACGCCCGCUUGUUUCCAGACGCCGGCGUAAAGGCGUACGAGAGACCGGCGACCUAUCACGAGCCAAAGUCCAGCGCCUACGACCUGGCCCGACCGGUCUGGGUCAACGAGACGGUCGCCAAGUAUCCCGCCGCCGAUCAUCCUAACAAGUCGACGUACGACGCGACGACCAGAAGCUACGCCGAGGCGAAGUGCCAUGAGGUCGCCAAAUAUCAUCACGAGAUGACGGGCACCAAGUAUCAUCACGAGAUGGUCGGUAGUACCAAGUAUCAUCACCACCACGAACCGACGGUGACCAAGUACCCGGAUCUGCAAGCUAAACCUUACGAUCUGCCCAAGUACCCGGAGGCCAAGGGAUAUCCGGAUGGCCUCAAAUACUCCGCGGAGAUGAGUACGGCUGCGGCCGCUGCCGCCGCCGCCGCCAAGGCGCCCUACGCCUGUGUACAUGGACAGUAUUACCCUACCGCGGAGGGAUAUACCGUGCACGGCGGCGAGGAGAACGACUAUCAGCCACAAAGCAUGUCGUCGCAUCCCUCUUUCUAUCCCUACAUAUCGGCGUCCAUGGCGGCGCAACCGCCGUACUACAUGGGACCCCGAUAGAGAAUACCGAAGAUGGAGGGACGAUGCGACAUAAUAUUCUUAGAGAUUUUCUUAAAAUAAAAUCGAUAAAAUCAUUGCCAAUCGGACAGAAAACUAUUUGGAUAAGAUAAGUCGAGACUGUCUCUGAUGAAUGACACCAAGAAAAUCGCGUCAUCCUUUUCUAUGACUACGAGUCGUGUUUCUGGCUCGAGUCUUGAUAUCACGCAGAAAUUUUGCAGCGGCAUGUAUGUGUGUAUAUGCGUGUAUGUGUGUGCUUGAUAAACGGACGGGCAUAGAUGGUCGUCCGUUAGCAAUAGAGAUUUAAUUUAACUGGACAUCGUGCGCUUGACAAAACGUAAAGUACUUAAACGAUAGCGGUUGUUGUACUUAACGACGUUAAAUUAUAUUCUAUAUAUAAAACAAGAUAUGUUAUUCGAUCUCUGUAACUCUCUUUUUUUUAAUUUAUUUUUUCUUGUAAACUCUGUGACACAAUAUAAAUAAAUCAGAUCUAUUAUCUAAGUAUUCAUAAGUUAUGGCUCAAUGUUAAGUUCUUCAAGACUAUUUGCAAAAAAAAUCAACAAAAAAUAUAGUUUUAAAUUACAGAACAAGCAGAUUUAUAAAUUAUGCAUUAAAAUGAUAUGUAUAACUUAUAUAUCAUCCCAUGUGAUGUCUAUGAACGACUAGAGAAAAAAUUAUAGUUAGAAUCGU
Messenger RNA from Monomorium pharaonis (pharaoh ant), 3127 nucleotides. RefSeq names its product transcription factor Sox-1a. Gene Ontology annotation, cellular component: nucleus. The record is from RefSeq and is a predicted model, not a curated record. Gene Ontology annotation, biological process: regulation of transcription by RNA polymerase II. NCBI's taxonomy places the organism in Eukaryota, Metazoa, Arthropoda, Insecta, Hymenoptera, Formicidae. Gene Ontology annotation, molecular function: DNA-binding transcription factor activity, RNA polymerase II-specific; RNA polymerase II cis-regulatory region sequence-specific DNA binding. Bases 1334 to 2440 code for a protein of 368 amino acids. The transcript has 4 exons.